This is a messenger RNA of Sipha flava (yellow sugarcane aphid), 337 nucleotides long. RefSeq lists its product as uncharacterized. Bases 44 to 337 code for a protein of 97 amino acids. The transcript has a single exon. Lineage: Eukaryota; Metazoa; Arthropoda; Insecta; Hemiptera; Aphididae. The record is from RefSeq and is a predicted model, not a curated record.
AGAGUACAAAGAUAAAAAUUCAGAGAUUGGAAAGUGGCUUAAAAUGUUUUUCGGAUUACCGUAUUUACCGGAAAAUUUUGUUUCCGAUGCUUUUGAUGACAUUUUAUCUGAAGCUCCAAAACAUAAAAAGUGCACGGAGUUUGCUAAUUAUGUACUUGAAAAUUAUAUUGACACUGAACAAUUUCCUCCUUCAAUGUGGGCUGAAGAACCUAAUGGUACAAAAAGAACAACUAACGGUGCUGAAUCAUACCACAGUCAACUUCGGUUUGAAUUUUAUAUGCCACAUCCAUCUGUUUUCCAAGUUGUACGUUUUUAUGUUUUUAGAUUGAUGUUUUAA